AUGAAUUUUGAAUUUAAUUGCGAACAAGUCACCAAGGCAAAUAAAGAGGGUUACUCAAUAAUUGAUUCAAACAAGCUAUGUUCUCUUCCAAAGAAAAGCUAUAACUAUAUCAGAGAACUUAUUGACACAAUGGGAGAGUAUAGUGCAAAAGCUCAAAUGCUUCCUGCAACUAUAACAAGUUUUGAUAAGCUUCUGAGCAAUUCAGAAUCUCAAAAAAUUUAUUUCUAUAGCAAGGGGAAGCAAUGCCUAGGAUACUUAAAAACAGGCACUAAAACUCUUUAUAUAACAAAUGAUUAUGGACAGCUAAAAGAGAUCACUCCACUUUGUGUAUUAGAUUUUUAUGUUUCAGAAGAAGUUCAAAGACAAGGAAUCGGGAAGAAGUUGUUCGAUUUAAUGAUUGAAGACUCAAAGAAGCUCCCAGCUAAAUUGGCAUAUGAUAGACCUUCUAGCAAGCUUCUGAAGUUUCUUUCAAAGCAUUAUGGACUAAAGAGAUACCUUCCACAAAAUAAUAACUUUGUGAUUUAUUCUCAGUAUUUCUCUACUUUUGGCGGCAAAUGAACUUCAUCUUACAAAGUAACAUAUAAGAAAGAAGCCAACGACAAAUACAGUAUGACUAAUAAUGUUGUGAAAAGGGAUUAUAUUAAUAACCUCAUUACAUCAUCAAAGGAAUCUACAAAUCAGAUGAAGAGGAUGACAGCAAAUGAAGAAUCUAAAGACGGAGUAUCUCAAAUUUACAAUUACGAGGAUCAAAAGCAAGAUGAUAGUAUUAGUAGUUUCAGUUUCCAUAAAGACCCAGUUAAGCCUCAAUCAAGAGGGCCUCUCUAUGACGCAACAAACAAACCAACUAAUGUAUAUGAACAUCAAGAAUAUAAGAAGCCAUCUAAUAAUUAUACAAAUCCUAUUACAGGAGGCUAUCAAGAGAUGGAAGAUACUCAUGCUAAUGAAAAAUAUAACAGAUUUUCCAGACCUAAAACUACCGAAAGUGAAUACAAGAGCAUUCCAGCUAAAAUUACAUCUGAAGAAAGAAAACAAUAUCCCACAGGAGAAGACUUAGAUAAUUUAAUAAAGCAGAAAGAGGCAGAGCUAGAAGAAGUGAUGGAUAGGUUGAGCGUAUGUUCAAAAUCAUCAAAAGCCCCUAAGAAUAGCCAUGAAGCCUCAUUCCAAAAGAAGCCAAUAGACCACACAAUUUCUCCAGCUCAUACUUAUGAGAGACAAGCUCAUGUUGCAACACAGGAGGCUCCAAGAACAAUGACAGCAAAAGAGAUAAAAAGAACCCAGUUUCACUCAUCUGCUCCCUGGGCUAAUUAUGAAUAAUUUCUUUUAACGCAAAUGGAUU
This is a messenger RNA of Moneuplotes crassus, 1336 nucleotides long. The record is from the annotation of a GenBank genome assembly. Lineage: Eukaryota; Ciliophora; Spirotrichea; Euplotida; Euplotidae.